GGGACAGUAUCUCUGUGGCCAAGCGGGCUGCAGAGUCAAGGGGAGAUGAUAACAGCGUGUUCGAUCUCUUUGAGCUCAUCGGCUUUAUUCGCAAGGGAGCCGGGCGCCGGGCGCCCGGGGUGCACCUGGUGAAGGGACCAGAGUCUUCCAGCCCUGCUUACCGUAUUGAAGAUGCCAGCCGCAUCCCGGCCGUCCCUGACGACAAGUUCCAAGACUUGCUAGACGCCAUCCAUGCUGAGAAGGGCUUCAUCCUUCUGGCCAAUCUCCGGCAAGCCAAGAAGAGUAGGGGCACACUGCUGGCCGUGGAACAGAAAGAUGGCUCUGGCCACGUCUUCAGUCUAGUAUCCAACGGCAAGGCAGGCACCCUGGACCUGAGCCUUACUGCUGAGGGUGGCAAGCAACAUAUAGUGUCAGUAGAGGAUGCCUUGCUGGCUACAGGACACUGGAAGAAUAUCACCCUGUUUGUGCAGGAGGAUCGGGCUCAGCUCUAUGUGGGCUGUGAGAAGAUGGAAAAUGCAGAACUGGACAUCCCCAUCCAGAACAUCUUCACUAGGGAUCUGGCUAGCAGUGCCAGGCUCCGUAUUGCCAAAGGAGGAGUCAACGAUAACUUCCAGGGACUGCUGCAGAACGUGCGGUUUGUGUUUGGAACAACUCUGGAAACCAUCCUGAGGAACAAGGGCUGCUCCAGUGCCACGAGCGCGAUCAUUACGUUGGACAACCCCAUCAAUGGUUCCAGCCCAGCUAUCCGCACCAAUUACAUUGGCCAUAAAACGAAGGAUCUCCAAGCAGUCUGUGGCUUUUCCUGUGAUGAGCUAACAAACAUGUUUGUGGAACUGCAAGGGCUACGGUCCAUGGUUACCACACUUCAAGACAGAGUGCGCAAAGUGACUGAGGAAAAUGAACUGAUUGCUAAAGUGGUCCAGAUCACUCCUGGAGUAUGCAUUCACAAUGGGGUUUUGCACAAAAAUAAAGAAGAGUGGACUAUUGACAGCUGCACUGAAUGUACUUGCCAGAACUCUGCCACUAUAUGCCAGAAAAUCUCAUGCCCUCUAAUGCCUUGCUCCAAUGCCACCGUUCCUGAUGGAGAGUGCUGCCCUCGAUGCUGGCCUAGCGACUAUGCUGAUGAUGGAUGGUCGCCUUGGUCUGAAUGGACAUCGUGUUCUGUGACCUGUGGGAAUGGGAUUCAGCAGCGAGGACGCUCCUGUGACAGCCUCAAUAACCGCUGUGAAGGGUCUUCUGUGCAAACACGAACUUGCCACCUUCAGGAGUGUGAUAAGAGGUUUAAACAGGACGGUGGCUGGAGCCACUGGUCACCAUGGUCAUCAUGUUCUGUCACUUGUGGCACGGGCAUGAUCACUAGAAUUCGUCUCUGCAACUCUCCAGUACCACAGCUGAAUGGGAAACCUUGUGAGGGUGAAGCAAGAGAAACCAAAUCCUGCCAGAAAGAUCCUUGCCCAAUUAAUGGCAACUGGGGGCCAUGGUCUCCAUGGGAUGUCUGCACUGUCACAUGUGGUGGAGGACUUCAAAAGCGCAGUCGUCUCUGCAAUAACCCAGAACCUCAGUAUGGGGGGAAGACUUGUGUAGGUGAAGCCAAAGGGACCCAGGUCUGCAACAAACAGGACUGCCCAGUUGAUGGGUGUCUGUCUAAUCCUUGCUUUGCGGGAACAACAUGUACCAGCUCCCCUGAUGGCUCCUGGAAGUGUGGAGCCUGUCCAGCUGGCUACCAUGGUGAUGGUGUCCACUGCCAGGAUAUUGAUGAGUGCAAAGAGGUUCCUGAUGCCUGCUUUGUCUUCAAUGGAGUGCACAGGUGUGAGAACACUGAACCUGGGUACAACUGCCUGCCUUGUCCUCCGCGUUUCACUGGGACACAGCCGUUUGGCCGCAGCGUUGAGGAUGCCAUGGCUAACAAGCAGGUUUGCAAGCCACGCAAUCCCUGCACAGAUGGAACACAUGACUGCAACAAGAAUGCCAAAUGCAAUUAUCUUGGCCACUUCAGUGACCCUAUGUAUCGCUGUGAAUGUAAACCUGGCUAUGCUGGCAAUGGCAUCAUAUGUGGGGAAGAUACUGACUUGGAUGGAUGGCCAAAUGAAAACCUUGUCUGUGUUGCCAAUGCCACUUACCACUGUAAAAAAGACAACUGCCCCAAUCUGCCAAACUCUGGGCAGGAAGACUAUGAUAAGGAUGGGAUUGGUGAUGCCUGUGACAAUGAUGAUGAUAAUGAUAGUAUUCCUGAUGACCGGGACAACUGUCCAUUCAUCUACAACCCACAGCAGUAUGACUAUGACAGGGAUGAUGUUGGUGACCGCUGUGAUAACUGCCCCUACAAUCACAACCCUGACCAGAUCGACACUGACAACAACGGAGAAGGAGAUGCCUGUGCAGUGGAUAUUGAUGGAGAUGGUGUUCUUAAUGAAAUGGACAACUGCCAGUAUGUCUACAAUGUAGACCAGAGGGAUACAGACUUGGAUGGAGUUGGAGAUCAGUGUGACAACUGUCCACUAGAACACAAUCCUGACCAGGAAGAUUCAGACUCUGACCGUAUAGGUGAUGAAUGUGACAACAACCAGGACAUAGAUGAAGACGGUCAUCAAAAUAACCUUGAUAACUGCCCCUAUGUGCCCAAUGCUAAUCAAGCUGACCAUGACAAGGAUGGAAAAGGCGAUGCCUGUGACCAUGAUGACGACAAUGAUGGCAUCCCUGAUGACAAGGAUAACUGCAGACUGGUUGCCAACCCAGAUCAAGCUGAUUCUGAUGGUGAUGGACGUGGAGAUGCUUGCAAAGAUGACUUUGACCAAGAUAGUGUGCCAGACAUUGAUGACAUCUGCCCUGAAAAUGUGGACAUUAGUGAGACUGAUUUCCGACGAUUCCAGAUGAUUCCCCUGGAUCCCAAGGGAACAUCCCAAAAUGAUCCCAACUGGGUGGUUCGUCACCAGGGCAAAGAACUGGUUCAGACAGUCAACUGUGAUCCUGGACUUGCAGUGGGUUUUGAUGAAUUCAAUGCUGUGGACUUCAGUGGCACAUUCUUCAUCAACACAGAAAGAGAUGAUGAUUAUGCUGGCUUUGUAUUUGGCUACCAAUCCAGCAGUCGUUUCUAUGUUGUCAUGUGGAAGCAGAUCACCCAGUCCUACUGGGACUCUACGCCAACCAAAGCUCAGGGCUACUCAGGUCUCUCCAUCAAAGUAGUGAAUUCCACCACAGGUCCAGGAGAACAUCUUCGUAAUGCUCUGUGGCACACAGGAAACACUCCAGGGCAGGUGAGAACUUUGUGGCAUGACCCUCGUCACAUAGGCUGGAAAGACUUCACAGCGUACAGAUGGCGGCUUAGCCAUAGACCAAAGACUGGCUACAUCAGGGUUGUAAUGUAUGAAGGGAAAAAGAUCAUGGCAGACUCGGGACCAAUCUAUGAUAAAACCUAUGCUGGUGGUCGGCUAGGAUUAUUUGUCUUCUCUCAAGAAAUGGUGUUCUUCUCAGAUCUUAAAUAUGAAUGCAGAGACCCAUAAUCCCAAGAUUACUGGAUCCAGAGACUAUUUAAAAAUGCUGGUAUUGCACCUUCUGAAACGUUUAGCCUUAAGUCCUGGGACCAUUUAUAUUAUUCCUUCCUUUCUUCUUUCUGCAUAAAUGUGGACUCAAAACACAUGACCUGCCUCAAGAGAAAGCUUCUGAAAGAAUGAAAGUGAGACCAUACUUGGUGUCUGACCUCUGCUGGAAUGGAAGGAAACAAAUGUCUCUCGCAAAUGAGAAAUGUCUUCAUGGAACAAGCACACUUCGGGGAGGAAAGACAUUUGUUUUGCUGUUCAUCGCAGUGUGGUGUCACUGCCUUGCUAACUGGAGGUCCCAUGGAGUAGCAUUUUGUAAAAAAAAACAUCCUUGGAUGUGCUGUGGACUACUUAAACUAAAGACCUUU
Molecule: messenger RNA, 3904 nt
Organism: Tinamus guttatus (white-throated tinamou)
Lineage: Eukaryota; Metazoa; Chordata; Aves; Tinamiformes; Tinamidae
Source: RefSeq, a predicted model, not a curated record